This is a messenger RNA of Knipowitschia caucasica, 240 nucleotides long. The record is from the annotation of a GenBank genome assembly. Lineage: Eukaryota; Metazoa; Chordata; Actinopteri; Gobiiformes; Gobiidae.
AUGCAGACUUCAAAUGAACCUCCAAAGGCCAGCUCCAUGGACCCCUCUCCCCUCAGGCAGAUGGAUCAGUCCAAGUCCGAGGUCGGGGGGGGGGCGGGGGGGAGGAGGGGGGGGGGGGGGUGGGGGGGGGGGGGGGGGGGGGGGGGGGGGGUGGGGGGGGGGGGGGGGGAUGGGGGAGUGGGGGGGGGGGGGGGGGGGGGGGGGGGGGGGGGGAGGGGGGGGUGGGGGGGGGGUAUAUGA